AUGAGCGGCCGCGGAUCCAUUGGGACAAUCGCCGCCAUGGCCAUCGCCGAGCGCAUGGCUGUCGUGGCGCUCGUGCUGGGCGUGGCGUCCGGCGCCCUGGCGGCCAACCAGCCCCUCACUGAGUGGGUCGGGGGCAGUGCAAACCAUUUCGGAGGGCCUGCGGAGGGCGACCCCUUCAACCCCCUGGUGCCCAUCGGGGGAUGCAGCUACGGCGAGCUGAACCCCAUGGAGUUCCCGCACUACAACAUCCUCAGCGUGGCGCCCGACAGUGAGCUGGUGUCGGGCAAGAGCAUGGGUGGCUGCGGCUCGUGCUUCGAGCUGCAGUGCGCGGACUCCGUGGAAAAAUGCAACAACGGACCGUUCUCAAACAGCGUGGUUGCUAUGGUUGGCGGCACCUGCCUGGCUGGAUGUGGCGGUACGCAUGUGAAUCUUCACGUCUUCGCGUUUGACCAGCUGGCCCCCAUUCGGCUGGGAAACAUACAGAUACGCAUGAGGCAGGUGACGUGCACCCCAAAGGCGAAGAUCAGCGUGAAAGUGAAGACAUAUCGGGUGGGAGAAGGAGGGUACAUAAAGUUCGUCAUUCGAAAUGUUCCUGGGGACGGAGGGCUGACGGCAGUGGAGCUGAAGGGAACGCAGGAGACGGGAAGCUGGCGGCCUGCUGAAAACCAUUUCGGAGCUGCUUGGGAGGCAAGCUUGCUGCCCGACGCGCCUUUGGACAUGCGCCUUACGAACACUCUCGGGGAGCAGCUGGUUCUGAAGGGCGUGGUCCCAUCAGCGGGCUUCAUCGGCGACAUUGAAACCGGGCAGCAAUUCCGCAAGGCGGGCCGCUGGGCCCAGGCCGCCCAAGCGGAGCCGCCGCCCUCCUCCGCCGCUUCCUCCCCAUGGACCAACGAAUCCUCCAUCUACGUGGGCCCCUCUCCGGCGCCCACCUCCUAUCCGCCUGACGACUUUGCCCCCCAGCCUGCCCCUCCACCUUACAACGGCGUCACAGCUUCCUUACUGGACAAGCUCCGGGGACUUUUUCUGGGUACGCCAGCACCGCCGGGACAAGAUGACGGCAGCACUACGAGCACAACCACGGUCCUCACAUUUCCGAUCUUGAGCGGUCGCUAG
Messenger RNA from Ostreobium quekettii, 1113 nucleotides. The record is from the annotation of a GenBank genome assembly. NCBI's taxonomy places the organism in Eukaryota, Viridiplantae, Chlorophyta, Ulvophyceae, Bryopsidales, Ostreobiaceae.